AAAUGAAGCGUCUGCUGCUGAUUCUCUUGGUGGUGGCUGUGAGCUGUGAAGUCGUCCAGGGUCGAGCCUCCGUGAAGGUGACACCGGACUCGACCCAGUUCGGGGAGUAUCAAAACAUCUCUGUGAGCUGUGAGGACUUUGGACCUGACUGGACUGUGUGGAGGUUCACCAAGGGUGAAAAGUUGGACUUGUCAGGAUGUGGGUCCAACUGGGGCAUUAAGACCGGGUCUUCGGGCUGUCAUCUGUAUGUAAAAAAUCAGGCCUCCGGAAUUUACUGGUGUGAAUCCAAGUAUCGAGAGAGCAGUGACACCAUCAACAUCACUGUCACAGGAAGACCAGUGAUCCUGGAGACUCCGGUUCAGGUAGAGGAUGGGCAGGAGGUGGUUCUGAGGUGCAGAUUCGAGCCUGGAUCCCAGAACUCAAAUGUGACCUUCUACAGACACAGAGACAGAGACAAGGACCCCAUCAAGUCCAGCCCUGAACCUCAGACCACCAUCACGUUCAGCAGAGACCAGCAGGGGGAGUACACCUGCGAGUACAACAAUCAAGAAUCUCCCUCAGUGCACAUGUAUCUCCAAGAGGACUCUCCAGCCCCGGUCCUGAUCUUGAGUCCGGACUCGGGUCAGUUCUUCGAGUACAGCUCCGUGAACUUCUCCUGUGAGCCGCACACUGAGGGCUGGACCGUCCACCGCAAGCCCAGAACCAGGGACAAAUGCAACCAAAACAUGUGUCAGUGUGGGCUGGACUGGGGUUCUGUCAAAUCUGGGUUUGUCUGUGUCCUCGAAGACGUCAAGGAAUCAGCCAGCGGCAUCUACUGGUGCGGCAAGAACACGCGACGCAGCAACUCUGUGGAGCUGGUGGUCAAGAACGGUGUGAUUCUUCAGAUGCCCGUCCUCCCUGUGUCUCCGGGACAAAGUGUCAAUCUGACUUGUCGACAUAAGACUGGCUCCGCCCACUCUGCCCGUUUCUAUAGAGACGGGCACUUCCUGUCUGAGCGGUCUGAGGGGAGAAUGACCCUCCAGCAGGUGGCGCUGUCUGACGAAGGCGAGUACCGGUGUGAGAUGGAGGGGGAGGAGUCUCAGCCCGGUCGGCUCAUGGUCAGAGCAGCCGCUCUUCCUCCCGACACGCUCCGGUCUGUUCUCUCUCUUCUUCACCUCAGGUACAUCAUCGUGUUCUCUCCGUACGUCGUCUCCACUCUGCUCUUCAUCUCCAUCUACAGGCAGACAGGGUGGGGCUCGCUCGCUCACAGGAGGAGGAGACAGUACACCCUGGACCCUCAGUACGAAGACGUGAUCCCAGACGUCACCACCGAGUACCAGUUCUGACCCGCGCCGCCACAUUUCACACGAGAAACAAGCAACCGAGGCUUCAGUCCCGGAUUAGACGCGUUUUAAAACACCGGCCGCUUCAAGGUAGGGGGUCACCGAUGACCCCGAGGUCACCGAGUCUGAACCUGCAGGUGGAAGCUCGAACAAAAUGUGGAUGAAACUGCAGUUUUAGAGAUGGACAGUGUUUUCUAGAAUAGUCUCUGUGCACAGCCGCUCACUGUCAAUCAAACAUUCAUUUAUCCAUUUUUCCACUUUACCCGGGGGCCUCAGUGGGACGUGCCCAGGACACGCCUCCAGGCAUCCGGAAUAGAUGACCGAGCCACCUCAGCCACUCCUCUCCACGUGGAGGAGCAGCGGCUCUACUCCGAGCUCAUCCCGUGUGACCUCUGUCUCUGAGGAGCGCCCGGUCGCCCUGCAGGAAGGAUCUCAUUUGAGUCGCUUGUAUCUGUCCUUUCGGUCAUUACCCCACAGACAGGACGUCGUGACGGUGGGGGGCGCUGUUGUGCACAGAGUCUAUUAAAACUAUUAAAAAACAAUAAUAUUCUUUUGGUCCAUUUACAUUUUGUGCUUGAAUCUCAACCGAGACAUUUACAGACACAUUUUAGCACAUUUCACGCAUUGUUCAAAUAUCUGUUAUUUUAUUAUCAAGAAAAUGCUAAAAAAAAAUAAAUAUAAAUCUAAAUCAUCCACAGCAGCUCCACCUGUUCAAAAAGACAUUUCACCAACAAGAAGCAGAUUUUAUUUUCAUGUAGUGGCUUUUAUUGUUAAGACCAGGCUACGGGACUUUUUUACUCCAACAUUUAUGAACCUUUUAUUCAUGUUUUUGCAAA
Molecule: messenger RNA, 2158 nt
Organism: Periophthalmus magnuspinnatus
Lineage: Eukaryota; Metazoa; Chordata; Actinopteri; Gobiiformes; Gobiidae
Product: Fc receptor-like protein 5
Exons: 9
Coding region: 3-1325 (440 amino acids)
Biological process (GO): cell surface receptor signaling pathway
Molecular function (GO): transmembrane signaling receptor activity
Source: RefSeq, a predicted model, not a curated record